UGUAUUCUAUAUAGGCGAUAUGGGAGUGUAUUGAUGCCAUUCAAAUAUGCUGGAUAUCCUAUGCUCUUAAGUGCCAUUACAGUGGACAAGGAUGAUAACAAUUUUCUUUCCUCUGAUCGAGCACAUCUUCUAGUUGCAUCCUCGGAGCUUGUUUGGUUGAUGUGCGAGUCUUCAUCAUUGAAUGGUGAAGAGCUUGUGAGAGAUGGUGGAAUACCUCUUCUUGCAACCCUCCUUUCCCGUUGCAUGUGUGUGGUCCAACCAACAACUCCUGCCACUGAACCGUCCGCUACUAUUGUCGCUAACAUAAUGCGAACCUUUCCAGUUUUGGGUCAGUUUGAAAGUGCGAGAACUGAGAUGCUCGAAUUUUCAGGAUUAGUUGAUGACAUUGUUCAUUGCACUGCACUUGAGCUUGUUCCUGCUGCUAUUGAUGCUGCCCUGCAGACCAUUGCUCACCUUUCUAUCUCCUCUGAAAUUCAAAAUGCCCUUCUGAAGGCUGGUGUACUGUGGUACCUUAUACCAUUGUUGCUCCAAUAUGAUUCGACGGCGGAGGAAUCAGAUAAGACAGAUGCACAUGGUGUUGGAACUAGCGUUCUUAUAGCAAAAAACAUACAUGCUGUAAAAGCAUCUCAUGCCUUGUCAAGGCUUAGUGGUUUGGUUGACGAGGAGAUCCCGACACCCUACAAUCGGGCUGCAGCUGAUGCCCUUAGAGCUUUACUAACCCCUAAACUUGCAAGCAUGCUGAAAAAUAAAUUUGCAAAAGACCUCCUAUUCACAUUAAACUCAAACUUGGAGUCCCCUGAGGUAAAGGCUGCAGAUUUUGCAUUUUGACAAAGAAAAAACAUAUUGGGUGCUACUUGAGCAUUGCCUCAUCUUCUUGCAUCAGUAUCUGCAUAUUUUCUUUGAAUGUUGUGAAACUCAGAGCACUAUAACAGGGCAGGUUUCUUAACAUACCUUUUCUGAUAUGUAGGCAAUACUUGCUUCUUCUUCUUUUAUAAGUACUUUGUUGGUUCUUUUAGAAGUAGAUAACUGAGGGAAAAAAGAGAGGAAAGCAAUAUGUUCUACAUCUUUGUGUUAUUAAAAGUUUUCAAAUUGGCUUUAACUACUUGGUAUGUAGUUGUCAUGAAGAUUCUAUAACUGAUUCAAGUUUCAUUUUUUUUUCUUUUCCCGAUUUACUUGUUUACUAGCA
Molecule: messenger RNA, 1186 nt
Organism: Sesamum indicum (sesame)
Lineage: Eukaryota; Viridiplantae; Streptophyta; Magnoliopsida; Lamiales; Pedaliaceae
Source: RefSeq, a predicted model, not a curated record